AUAAGAAGAAGCGCGGCAGAGAAAAUAAGAUACGUAAACAAGCCCCCGGUAGGCAGUGCGUGUUCGCAAUCAUUACAGCGUUUCCUGAUAAAAGAAGGUUAACUUGAACACUGUCAACAUGAGCCGAUGUGAUAACCGCACCAACGACAUUUAUUCCUACCGCCUCUAGUAAGUCAAGCUGUGAUGCAGGUUCUACCAGUUCCGCGGACUGCAGCGGUCGCCUCGUGUUCCCCGAUCUUGUUGCCGGGACGCCCGCCAUUGCGAUGCUUCUCCAGAGCAAAUGUUCUUUCCUCGGAAGUUCACUUCACCGCAAGAACAGCGCUGAACGGACUAAGAAAGCGGCAGCCAAAGAGAAUUUUGACUGCAUUUGUGCGUUGCAGUUACAACUGAACGGGUUAACCAUAUCUGGCGCCGUUUUAAGGCUCCUGGAGCACCACGAGGCGCGUGUCUGUCUGUAUGCAGAAAAAAGGUUCCCGUGUGCAAACUCGCUCACAGGCGUGUAUUCCAUUUACCGCGGCGCACCCUUCGGUUCUGACCACAGACACGCUUCUCCUCUGCGCACCAUUCCUCUCGAACGCACAGCAAGCCUCGGCCGCCUCGAAGGGUGGGUUGAAGUCACGCUUCCCCGGCUUUACGCAAGUUCAUCAUUCGGAGCUGCCAUGGAGCAUUGGUGCGGCGAGCCUAAGCUCGUGGAAACAUCGCGGCCUUGCCUUGCAUCGUCACAUCGUCACCACUGCGCUGUCAAGCAAGGAGCCGAGACCCCAAGCGCUCUGCCUCGGUUCCUUGUCCGGCAGUCAGACCGCAUGCUCAUGCUUGUGUUCCAGACCGUAGCCACUAAUCCCUCAACUGUGUCCGGGUACUUUUGUACGUGUAAAUCGGCUUUUCAAGUUGUAUUCUCCGACUACCACUCGCCUGAAGAAGUGCAUAGCGCGGCUAUGGCAACUCCCUAUGCAAGGGACUCCCUUGUUGACGCAUACAAAGUAGUCAACCUCCAGAAGACAUUAUUCCUUUUCCUCUACAAAGCUGAGUCUGCAUUUGGUACCUGGAAGACAUUUUAUGUGGGCACAGACUUCGACCACCUUCAAGCACUGGAGUUGGAUCCUUCGGAGUCAGUGCAAACGGCUUUGACGAAAACGCUGUCCAGGCAGACUCAAUUCUCAAAGUGUAACUCCGUUGAAUCGCCAGAGAAAAACAAGGUGGAAGACAAGAGCAACUUGGUGUCAAAGGCACUGCCUGUCUCCCGCCAGCAACGAUCCCUAUCCGAGUCUUCUGCAUAUCAGAUACCUCAGGGUUCUCGACGAGGCAUUCUCAAGAAUGGCAACGACUGGAGACGUACCACCUCUGAGUCAAGUGAUGAAUUUCUCUCAUCCUUGUCCUUCGAUUCAGACACUUCACUUCCAGGCAGCUCCCUUGAAAGUGUCCAGCCCAAAAAGACAGUUAGCUUCAAUGACAACAUCAGCCAUAUUGUUUACAGGGCUAAUUCAAGUGUUUUGGCACGUCGCCGCAGAAACCAGAAAAAGGCAGCAAACAAAAAGAAAGCUGCUGCUCGACGUGCACUGAAUCGUUGCGACUCAACUGACACAUCGGGUGUAAGCAGUGGCAGCGAAGCCAGUCUCGAAGAUGUCUCGCAGGGUUGCCAGUCACACCCCUCCGAGUAGACCAUAAAAGGGGGCUAUAAAGUUUGUAGGAAUUGUUCUCACAUUAAGAGGGGGGGGGGGGGGGGGGGGUAUGGGCUAACGCUCAUAGUGCUACGCACACUUUGUUAUGACCUUUAGUCAUUGAGCAUUAUGCCAGAGAUUUGAUCCAACACCCCAGUGUUUACAAAUCCUGUCUACUUGAGGCUUAUGUUGGGGAAAUGCUAGGGCAUAAGGAAUGCUCCACUGUCAUUCUGGCCUGCAGUAAUGCAGCUGCUGCAAUAACACUGUGUUUUAGUGGCAUUUUGUAUGCCCUUACAGCAUGACACAACUGUCUUGUUUGAAGGCUAAUAAAAUUUCAUUUUCUUGAUGGGUUUGCAGUAGAGCUGCAUGCACCUUUUACAUUUUUGCUUGAAUAGCCAGCCUAGGCAAUAAUUUACAUUUGCAGGAAGUAUUCCUUUUUUUUGCUUGCUCGAAUGUAUUUGCUGGCAUCACAGAGGCAUUUAUAUAAGGAACCAGUGAAUUUUUCUUUUGGGGGAUCUUGAAGGGGACUCAUUUGCAGUUUAUAUAAUUUUGUUUAUGCUUUCCUGUGCCUUUUGCAGGAAAAAAUAACAUCCCGAAAUAUUUUUAGUAUUUGUGUAAUUUCUUUACACGGACACAAUUCUAGCAUUAAGAAGUGUAUUUCCCUAUGGUGCUUUAGGGCAUUGCUACCUGUUUCCUUCAUGUUCUACAUUUCAUUUGGGUCUAUUUACACAUUGUGUCUAUACAUUUGAGCAUUUUUCAGCAUAGUUCAUCUGUGCUUGGCACGUUCUUUUGCUCAUUUUUCAUGCUAUAUUGUUUUGCUUUUGCCUCUCCCUGUGAUUUUUCUCUAGCACACACUUUUUGGUGCAUCAGUCCUGUUUUGCAAGUGGUAUUGAAUGAAUGUUUCCUUUCCUUUUUGAGAAAGUUACAAGGUAGUUUUCUUUCUCUAUGGGCGUUUCAAAGCUUGAGGCACUAGGUAGGUGUAGAAUUGUUGUCCAUGUCAAUUCCCUGUGAUACAUUAUACAUAGUACAAACAUGGUGAGCUCUUUCUGCCUGAUGGUGUCUUCCCAUUCUAUUGCAGCACACAUGAAAUUUCACUGCCCAGUUGUUACAAACCUUACACAAAGUUGGAUACAUUAGUGUCUGCUUAUAAAGCCAGCCAUUGAAAGAAUAUUUUGUCAAAGGUGUUGCCAUGAUUGUUUAUUGAGUGUGUGCAUAAGCAUGCAUGUGCUGAUUUCAAUAGUCAACUUUAGAAUAAACUAAAGUUCUGUAUGACUGCUUAAGCUGUGUUGAAAGGAUUGGAAAUGCUUUAUUGCGGUGCAGUUGUGGCUUUGAGAAAUAUAUGUUUGUCUUUA
Dermacentor silvarum is the source of this 3010-nucleotide messenger RNA. RefSeq lists its product as uncharacterized. The transcript is spliced from 5 exons. Bases 264 to 1658 code for a protein of 464 amino acids. The record is from RefSeq and is a predicted model, not a curated record. NCBI's taxonomy places the organism in Eukaryota, Metazoa, Arthropoda, Arachnida, Ixodida, Ixodidae.